GAGGAGCGUGUUGGUGUGUUUCGGGUUACGAUUAUUUCGUAUUUACAAACUUUGUCGUAUUAUUUUUGUUAAGAAUCCGUUCUCCGACUGUAUGAAAGGUUCUAACAUCGUGACUUCGUUUUGCGUUUACUUCAGUUCUUUCUUGUAUUGAGAGUGUAACCUUGUGUUUUGUUUUGCCGAGUUAUUUUCAAGUCUAUUUUGGCACUUAUGAUGUAACUACGAAGUCCCUUACUAGAAAUGGGAACAUACUGACGGACCAUGCACACUUCAAUGAUGAUGGUAAUACGAUAAUUGGGAGAAUAAAUUCUACUAAUACACUAAACAUGGGACAAGUCAAGACUGUUAAUUCUCCGCCACAUCGUGACAUCAGCGGUGUAGCAGCAACGUCAUAUCGCCCAUACAACGAAGACUAUGCCUCCGUCCAACGCAACGCCAUCGACAGACCGACACCGGACCUCGACAUCGAACGGAACAAAAAAGAAAAGAAGUGGUCAAUUGGCAAACUGUUCAGGCGAAAGAAGAAAGAAGAAGAAAGUGGCACGUCAUCACAAAGUGAUGAAGGUGUUAGCGAACGAUCUCCAUCGAAAAAGAAAAGCAAAAAGAAAAAGAGAGUUCCCGUGGUUAAUAACUUUGAUCACAUAGUCAUACGAGACACACGAAGAGCUCAAAGCUUAGCCAAUCAUAGUGUUCGUGAUAUAACCGAUGAUGGCAUAUUAUCUGAUCCCUCAGCGGGCUUCUUGAACUAUCAACCCAGAAGUCGAGAUGUACCCGAUUAUCAUGACUACCUUGCAGUGAAAGAUGAUAAUACAAUCAGACUGGAAAAAAUGAAUUUAGAUAACCCUCCCAAAAGAAGUAGAAAAAGUAGACUUAAAGCCCGUGUUGAGGCACUGCGAAAUAGUUUGAAAGGUGAAUCCAGUAGUGACGAAGAAUCGCUAAAGUCUUCAAAUUCGUCUUCGAUGAUUCGGUUUAGAAGUGACGAUUCUUUAAUGCGAUCAAGAGAUAGCUCAGCAAAAUCUAGGAGUGCAAGAAACGAACGUUAUAUUAAAAGAUUAUCAAGAGAUGAAGAAAAUCAACUUAAUAAGGAAGCUGAACUACUUCAUCAGGGUUAUUCAAAAGCUGAAGUUGAAAUGUUAACUCGUACGCCGACAAGUCAGAGCAGUGGCUACGGAACAUGCAAACGUGAACCUGCACACAACUUACAAACUGAUCACAACAUUAUCUCGACUGACUUAAAACGAAGAUCAUUGAAAACGGAAUCAGUUUCAUCAUUCCCGUCUAAUCAAAGCUAUCCCUCAUCCAUCAAUUUUAAUGCAAAAGUUAACAACGAACGUAUCAACUACUCUAUCAAGUGUCCUAAUAAUAAUGUUCACCAUAGGGAUGCACUUCUUAAUAACAGAGAGAGAACCCCUUCCAGUCAAUAUGAGAAUCCCGAUAGUAUUAUGUGUGUUAAAUUUCCUCUAGGAAACGUAAAUAAUAUUAAAUCAGAAGAAAAAGCUCCACCUGUUCCACCACCUCGUGAUAUGCAAAGAAAAGUGGUUACCCCUAUAUCUAUGUAUUACGAAAAUAAUUCGCGCGGUGCCAACAGAAUUAACUCUAAUCAAAGUCUUUUACAUGGAGUACCCAAUAACGAUUUUGAAAGAAUAAUGCGUCGGAGCCAAGAACGUUCUGUUGUUCCAGGGUUAAAUGGACUCAGACGACCUUUAUCUAACUCAGAAGAUCAUAUAGCAAUGCAAAGCAACGAUCACUUACAAAAUUAUAAUUAUAGAAAUGAACAACCACGAAGGCCUGCUUCGGUAUCAGCAGAACCUAAUCAUUAUGGUAUGUAUAUUAACAGCCCUACGUGGAAAAAGAGAUUAGAGCCAAGUGUGACAAAGACGCCUGAACGAACUCUAAAACAAGACUAUUUAUAUUACGCAGAUCAAAGUCCCAGAUCUAGACGACCCAUUAAUAUUCAAAAUGGUAUUGAACAUCAAUAUUUAAGUGAUUCUCAAACAACAUCUAAUAUGACGGAUCAAGUAUUAUAUAGAAGGCCUAGAAAUGCAUCAGAUUUUUGGAAAAAAAUCGAUGACGCAGAAAAACAACGAAAACAACAAAUGUACUCCAAUUUAAGAGCUAAGAGCGAAUAUUCAAGUUCGGCGAAUAUUAAUAAAGCUUUAUUAGAUCAAAACAAGACAAAAGAAAAUGUAAGUAGUAAAAAUGAUAGAAAAGCAGUAAUUUCAAAUGUUAAUACAGCAUCAGACUCUAAGGUAUGGCAAGCAACUACAGAGUAUAAACGCUCUGUAACGGUAGAACCUCCAAAAUCUUCCACUUCGCUAAAAACACACACACGACACAAAUCCGAUACAUUUCUACAAAAUAGUUAUCAAGUUCCGUCAGACGAAGACGGAUCAGAACGAAGGAAAUCUACAAACCUUGAUGAUGCUCUUAAUGAAUUGGAAGCAAUUUAUAAUAGUCUUGGAUUAGGAGAUGAAGAUUUAUUAGACAGAGCUGAGAGAAGAGAAUUAAUGACUCCUAAAACUAAUGAUUGUUGUAACGAUUGGAACGGAAAUGAUGACGAUGUUCAACUUCGCAGUCAACCUUCCACUCCUUUGAGACGAAUAAGUCGAAGGUCUACAUUACCCGAUAAACUUCAAGAUGAUAUGGCUUUCCGACGCUUGAAUUCUUUAACAAACAAAGAAAAAUCAAAUUAUAGAGAUUCUCAAGCGCAAAUUAGCUACAUGUUGGCAUCACCUGUGUAUGUGCCAUAUGCAUCAGACGAUGACAGGCAAUCGGAACGAAACGAACCGGACAUUAUCUAUGAUGACGUUGUUUACAGGAAUAUUAAGCAGACCAAUAGUAGACUUAAGACCAUAGAGCCUCAACCACCAUUCGGUAUUCCAGUUGGCCCCGUAUCCCCAGCUCCACAAAGCGACUAUUUACAUGUAACACCAGAAAAUAGAGGAAGAUCUCGUUUCAUACCGAAAAAGUCACCAGAUAUUGUGGCUGAUGAUUUGGCUUAUCGUAGCUUACGCAAAGAUAACAGACAAUCUACUUUGUUUAACGGGGAUGAUUAUAAUGGCGUUGUGAAUAAUAACUAUACAGAGUUUCCGUUUAAUAAGGAAUCGGGGAGCAACGUAAGGAAAAAACGUGCUGUUAGAUCUUUAUCUGCAAAUAUAUUUACAGUGAUGCAAAAGGAAAUUGAUGAUGCAAUUAACAUGUCCAAGACCUCUAAAUUACAGAAAACAUACAGUAAUAGCGACGUGAUAAGGCGUCUCCGGGAAACCUUUGAAAACAACGACAAGCAGCGUGAUUGUUAUCCACGUAAUAAGGUAAAACAAAGACAUAAUACUGUUAAUAUAUUACCUAAUAAUACGCACACACCCAUUCACCACUUUGCAAAAGAUGAUUCAUUCGUUCACAGUGAAAAUAAAUACCUUGCUAGAUCAUCAUCUUGUGAUAAGUCCACAACAUCCUCACCAUCAAAAAAAUCACCACAAACAUCAAAACGAUCAUCUAAAGAUGAAUUUCAACAAGUCCUUAGCAUGCUAGCACAAGAAGCAAUGGAUACAAGCAACAAACUUGGAGUGGCAUUAGCAGAAUUAGACAAAAAUAGAAAUAAAAAUGAUUUAUCUAUUACACAAAAUAAGAUUUCUCAUAGUAGAGCCGAUUUCUUGAAUGCUAUAACAAGUUGUACCACAGAAGAAACCAGUCUAGAAUCUGGUAGAAGAGAAAUAAAGCUCAAAGAUGUAGGCAUCUCAAACGCUCUUACUACGAGUGAAGACACUGAUUCUAAAGCAAAGAAGACGGAAGAUAGUUUAAUAGAAAUAUCUAAUCAGUUACAUAAAGUUGAAAAUCAACUUAAACAUAGUAAUGAAAAAGAGCGAAACUUUGACGAAAGUAUAGGAUACUCUAAGUCUGUUAAAGAUGCUGAAAAAGCAUUGGGUACAGAAAGUACGCAUUUAGAAGAUGCUAAAUCUAUACCAGUAGUUGUAUGUAAUUCUUUACAAAAUGACGCGGGUUUUGUCGACGGUAUAAAUGAUUCUAAACCGAAACCUGAAUUAACUUCUAUAAAAUUUCAUCCAUCAAAUCCUUUUUUGUGUUCCGAUGUUAAAGUGAAUGAAAUUACCGAAAUUAACGCGUUUAAGGAAUUAAAAGAUGGUAUAUCGGAUUUAAUUGCCGGAAUAUCAGAAGUCAAUGAAAAAAUUUUUCUUCCAAAAAGUACUCAAAAGUCAUUUGACUCCAAAAACGAAAUAAUUGUUGAUAUCACACAGACAAUACAACACAAAGAAAUGGAUAAAGAAGUCGAAAAAUCCCAACGAGACAGUAUUAACGAGUCAAUAUAUGAAAAUGAUACAUUGGAAGAUAAAAGAGAUGGAGCGGAUUCAACUGAGUACAAUUCAUCAGAGGAACUAGCAACUAUUUUCAAAUUAGAUAAUAAAAAGGAACCUAAAACUACGACUGAAAAUACUACUAAUUGUAACAAAGAUAAUCGUACCGACCUUAAUUCCCCAAAGCUUGUUCGCACAAUGAAUCAACAUCUACGAAAAUUGUCGGUAGAUGACAAUAUUGCUAGUCAAAGUAAUCCACUGCCAAAAAACGUUGUACCAUGGAGAGCUAAAAGGCAAAAUUCGCAAAGCGAUGACAAAGGCGGUAACACGAAGUCAAAGCACGAUUGGCACAACUCUGGCACGUUGAUGUUAGCUUGUUCCUACACCUUGAUGCUCUCCCAACAACUGGCAGACUUCGAUUGGCUGACGCUGCUCGGCUUGCUGUUGGCAAUUGUUACAAUUAUAGCUAUGCUAUUAAUUUAAUUUUGGGAUAAUCACUAAACAAAUGCUUACUUAGAAAUGCUGUCAUAUUAUAACUUAAGUUCCCUACUUGUUAUCAAUAAGAUUAUAAUCCACUUUCAAAACUAAACAUCCUACAUUUUCGUUUCUUAAAUGUUAUUGUACUAAUUUGAACAAAUAUUCAUGAAUAAUUUGUUUUGUGAUUAUUGUUAUGUUACCUUAAACACAGUUUAUUUAACCUUAUUUUAACAAUAGUUUAAGUUAUUACUAAUUAAUUACAUAAGCAGAUCCGCUUUGAUUUUUGAGGAAUCUGGCAUUUUAAAGUUGAAAAACUUAUCAUCACAUUGUUAAUAUCACUACAAGAUUUUAUCACUAAGUAGUCAUUACACAUUAACUCUUAUUCAUAAAAAUAAAUUAGUUUAAUUUCACUGGCUAAACUUAAGGGCUCUUUCGUCUGUUUUGGUCAAAUUAUAUAUAGAUACACUGUGAUGACAAUAGACAAUUGAGGUCUUAGUAAAGCGCAAUUAGACUGUUUAUUUUUUUAUGAAUAGCACCUGGCCUAUAAAAGUUGUAAUUUUUUGUAUAUUUAGUAGUUUCAAUUAACAAACUAUAAACAUUACAAUAUUUUUAUUUUCGGUAUGAAUUGAUUGUUAUAAUUAAAUUAUAAAUAAAAUUAUAGCCUUAGAUAGUAAAUUGGAUGACUUAAAAACUACUACACACCCUAAAUUUAACAUAAUUUUAUUGACUUGAUUUGAUUUUCAUCUCUUGUAUUUGCUCAACAUAAGUGACAUAAAAUAAUGCUAGCUGUGAUUUUAAUGUUAGUUAAAUUCUAAAAAAAUAUACAUAUAACAUUAAAAUAUAUAAUAUAUUGAAAAUGAGACUGCCAAAUUGAUCAGAAAUUAUUUUAUUUUGAAGUAUUAUGAAUUGUUGCAUGAAACUUUUGCAUGUUUUUAUUAAAAUUAUGUUAAUGAUAUUUAGGACAUUUGAUUAAUAGACUUUGCAUUAUCAAAUUUUAUUGACACGCGGUACUUAUAACAUCUUACAAUAAAACAAAAUAUUUAGAUUAAAAAGAUGUUUCAUGUCAAUACAACACUUAUACAACUUUGUCUCUCUUUUAGGUGAAAACUGAUUGCUUCAAGUAUUACUCUUCUGGAUAUUAUGAAUAAAACAACGAAAGUUAUGUAUCUAAUAAAUAAAUUAUGUAUCUAAACCUU
This is a messenger RNA of Pieris brassicae (large cabbage white), 5980 nucleotides long. RefSeq lists its product as uncharacterized. The transcript has 4 exons. The coding region runs from base 324 to 4790 and encodes 1488 amino acids. The record is from RefSeq and is a predicted model, not a curated record. Lineage: Eukaryota; Metazoa; Arthropoda; Insecta; Lepidoptera; Pieridae.